UCUAGGCCUCUCUGUGUCCGCUAACCAAUCACCUGUGAAGUCACACCCAAGUAAGACUUCUGUUGAAGUGAAGAGAAUGCAGGAAUAUUCAGUGGAUGUGACCCUGGACUCCAACACUGCUCAUCCACGUCUCAUCCUAUCAGAAGACAAGAAGACGGUGUGGUGUGGUGAAAGGCACCAACAAGUUCCCAACAACCGUGAGCGCUUCGACCGUGUAGUCUGUGUCCUGGGCUGCAAGGGAUUCACCAGUGGCCGACACUACUGGGAGGUGGAGGUGGGUGGAAAGACUGACUGGGACCUGGGAGUGGCGAGUCAUUCCUGCAACAGGAAGGGUAAGAUCACAGUCAGCCCCAGCAAUGGCUACUGGUUUCUUAGCUUGCGGGACAAAAACAACUAUGCCUUCCGGACUGAGCCUUCUACUGCCCUACCCCUCAGCCUGAAACCUCAGAAGAUAGGGCUGUUUGUGGACUACGAAAAAGGCCAAGUGUCCUUUUAUAAUUUGGAUGCAAAGAUGCACAUCUACACGUUUAUGGACAACUUCUCUGAGACCAUUUACCCAUUUUUCAGUCCCUGUACCAACAAAACAGGCAAAAAUGAUGCUCCGCUGGUGAUCACGCCUGUCCUUAUGGACUGAACAGUGAAAUAGAAACAUUUUAUGAGCAAGCAUCUUGUCCAAAAUGUUGUGGACUUUCCUUUUCUUUUUUUUUUCUUUUUUUUUUGUGCCUUGUAAAUGAUUUGUCUGCUGCCAUAUUGGCACUUAUUUUUCAAUGAUAACACAAAGAGAAAUUUCACUAGGAUGACCAUACGUUCCCUCUUUCCGGGUUUUGGCUUUGUUUUCCUAUUGACAUGCUCUCUACAGCUGUCAUACAUUAUAUUUUAUGCACAUUUGCAUUGCUUUGUCCAUUCACUGUAGAUCCAAGCCAUUUUGAUAAUGAUUCUUAUACAAUGCUUGUACGCUAUUGGUCAAACUACUUUUCAGUCUUUACCUUCAGCAAAUAUAAAACAUAAGAAAACCAGACAUUUUAGGCCAUUUAAAAAUCCCAGCCAGGACAUGUCUGGGGAAAAAGAGGAUGUAUGUUAACUCUACUUUCACUGCUAAAAGUGCUCACCUUUUUUUUCUUUUUUUUUUUUAUACCAGCAAAUUUCCCUUAUUACAUUAACAUAACACCAAAAUCAACAGUAGUUUUUAAUUAAUCUUCUCUUCAGGAUGGAAAGACUAAAAUAAUACAGUAUGUUUCUUAAACCAGAAUGCACUGCAAUCCACUAUGAAUAACAGCGAAUAGUCAUUGCUUUUCAGGCAUUGGAGAGAAAAUUAAUAAUUUAAUACAAGAUGAAUAUUAGUAAAUGCAUGUUGUUUUGUUUGUAGAUUUGCUUCAUUCACUGUUGCAUGCCUAUACAGUUCAUUUGGCCUAUUUUGAAAUGUAACCUAUAAUUCUCUCACACUGCACUUUAAAGUUUAAGAUGAGUGUACUUGAACAUGAUUAAAUAAACGUUGCCGUGUCAGAUGGCAAGUUACUGCA
Messenger RNA from Sinocyclocheilus grahami, 1520 nucleotides. Its product is annotated as erythroid membrane-associated protein-like. Gene Ontology annotation, molecular function: protein binding. Bases 77 to 634 code for a protein of 185 amino acids. The record is from RefSeq and is a predicted model, not a curated record. Lineage: Eukaryota; Metazoa; Chordata; Actinopteri; Cypriniformes; Cyprinidae. The transcript is spliced from 3 exons.